This is a messenger RNA of Peromyscus maniculatus bairdii (prairie deer mouse), 8999 nucleotides long. It is a transcript of the gene Rc3h2, whose product is annotated as ring finger and CCCH-type domains 2. Lineage: Eukaryota; Metazoa; Chordata; Mammalia; Rodentia; Cricetidae. Gene Ontology annotation, molecular function: metal ion binding; RNA stem-loop binding; double-stranded RNA binding. Gene Ontology annotation, biological process: ubiquitin-dependent protein catabolic process; protein polyubiquitination; nuclear-transcribed mRNA catabolic process, deadenylation-dependent decay. The record is from RefSeq and is a predicted model, not a curated record. Gene Ontology annotation, cellular component: cytoplasmic stress granule.
AGGUCCGCCUCCGUGGUGAGGAGGAGGAGGAGAAGGAGGAGGAGGCGGAGGGAGGGAGGAGGAGGAGGCCCCGCCGCGGCCUUCGCCGCCGCCAACGGGGCUGUCCCUGUAGCUCCCGAUGGAGUUUGAGGCCCUGAAACCGCCGCCGAGCUCUGCCCCGGCGAGACGAGGCGCCUCCGUCGCCGAGCCGCGCCGUCGCGGGGCCCCCGGGAGCGGCCCUUAGCGACCCCGCCCGGGCCCCUCAGUACCGGGGAUUGAAUUUAAAGCUUCACAAACAUUAGCUUAUAAAACACUACACAGCAAAAUAAUGAUCUGCUAGACUGCUAACACGAGCAUCAGCUUCCACAAUGCCUGUGCAGGCAGCUCAAUGGACAGAGUUUCUGUCCUGUCCAAUCUGCUAUAAUGAAUUUGAUGAGAAUGUGCACAAGCCCAUCAGUUUAGGUUGUUCACACACAGUUUGCAAGACCUGCUUGAAUAAACUUCACCGAAAAGCGUGUCCUUUUGACCAGACUGCCAUAAACACAGACAUUGAUGUGCUCCCUGUCAACUUUGCACUUCUUCAGUUAGUUGGAGCCCAGGUACCAGAUCAUCAAUCAAUAAAAUUAAGUAAUCUAGGUGAGAAUAAACACUAUGAAGUGGCAAAAAAAUGUGUUGAAGAUUUGGCACUCUACUUAAAACCACUAAGUGGAGGUAAAGGUGUAGCUAGUUUGAACCAGAGUGCCCUGAGCCGUCCAAUGCAAAGGAAACUAGUUACACUCGUAAACUGUCAACUGGUGGAGGAAGAAGGUCGUAUCAGAGCUAUGCGAGCAGCCCGUUCCCUAGGAGAAAGAACUGUAACAGAACUGAUCCUGCAGCACCAGAACCCUCAGCAGCUAUCCGCCAACCUGUGGGCUGCUGUCAGGGCUCGAGGAUGCCAGUUUCUAGGGCCAGCUAUGCAAGAAGAAGCCUUGAAGUUGGUAUUGCUGGCAUUAGAAGAUGGUUCUGCCCUCUCAAGGAAAGUUCUAGUACUUUUUGUUGUGCAAAGACUAGAACCAAGAUUUCCUCAGGCGUCAAAAACAAGUAUUGGUCACGUUGUGCAGCUACUGUAUCGAGCUUCUUGUUUUAAGGUUACUAAAAGGGAUGAAGACUCUUCCCUGAUGCAGCUAAAGGAGGAAUUUCGGAGUUAUGAGGCACUGCGCAGAGAACAUGAUGCCCAAAUUGUUCACAUUGCUAUGGAAGCAGGACUCCGUAUUUCACCUGAGCAGUGGUCCUCGCUGCUAUAUGGGGACUUGGCUCAUAAAUCACACAUGCAAUCUAUCAUUGAUAAGCUACAGUCUCCGGAAUCAUUUGCAAAGAGUGUCCAGGAAUUGACAAUUGUUUUGCAACGAACUGGUGACCCAGCUAAUUUAAAUAGACUAAGGCCUCAUUUAGAGCUUCUUGCAAACAUAGACCCUAAUCCAGAUGCUGUUUCACCAACUUGGGAACAGUUGGAAAAUGCAAUGGUAGCUGUUAAAACAGUGGUUCAUGGUCUUGUGGACUUCAUACAAAAUUAUAGUAGAAAAGGCCACGAGACACCUCAGCCUCAGCCAAACAGCAAGUACAAAACUAGCAUGUGCCGAGAUUUGCGACAACAAGGGGGUUGUCCACGAGGAACAAAUUGUACAUUUGCCCAUUCUCAGGAAGAGCUUGAAAAGUACCGAUUAAGGAACAAAAAGAUGAGCGCAACUGUAAGAACGUUUCCUCUUCUGAAUAAAGUUGGUGUAAACAGUACUGUCACAACUACAGCUGGAAAUGGCCUUCCUGUCAUAGGAAGUACUGAAACACCGGGGAAAAUUGUUCCAAGUACAAAUGGAAUUUCAAAUGCAGACAGUGGUGUUUCCCAGCUAAUCCCACGAAGCACUGACAGUGCAUUGAGGACUCUGGAGACUGUGAAGAAAGUUGGGAAAGUUGGCACUAGUGGCCAGAAUACUGCUGGGCCCUCUGCAGAGUCUGUCUCUGAAAAUAAAAUUGGUUCUCCACCCAAGACUCCUGUAAGUAAUGCAGCAGCUACCUCCACUGGGCCCUCUAACUUUGGAACAGAGCUGAGCUCUGUGCCUCCGAAAUCCAGCCCUUUUCUAACUAGAGUUCCAGUAUAUCCUCAACAUUCUGAAAGCAUUCAGUAUUUUCAAGAUCCAAGGACUCAAAUACCCUUUGAAGUCCCACAAUACCCACAAACAGGAUACUACCCACCACCUCCAACGGUACCAGCUGGUGUGACUCCUUGUGUUCCUCGCUUUGUGAGGUCCAAUAAUGUUCCAGAGUCCUCCCUCCCACCUGCUUCCAUGCCAUAUGCCGAUCAUUACAGUACCUUUUCCCCUCGAGACCGAAUGAAUUCCUCUCCUUACCAGCCUCCUCCUCCGCAGCAGUAUGGACCAGUUCCCCCCGUACCUUCUGGAAUGUAUGCUCCUGUGUAUGACAGCAGGCGCAUCUGGCGCCCAGCUAUGUACCAACGAGAUGAUAUUAUUAGAAGCAAUUCUUUACCUCCAAUGGAUGUGAUGCACUCAUCUGUCUAUCAGACAUCUUUACGGGAAAGAUACAACUCAUUAGAUGGAUAUUAUUCAGUGGCUUGUCAGCCACCAAAUGAGCCAAGGACGACUGUGCCUUUACCAAGGGAGCCUUGUGGUCAUUUGAAGACCACUUGUGAGGAACAGAUAAGAAGAAAACCAGAUCAGUGGGCACAGUACCAUACCCAGAAAGCACCUGUCUCUUCAACACUUCCUGUGGCAACACAAUCACCAACACCACCUUCUCCUCUAUUCAGUGUAGACUUCCGAACAGAGUUCUCUGAGAGUGUGAGUGGCACAAAAUUUGAGGAAGACCAUCUUUCCCAUUAUUCUCCCUGGUCUUGUGGCACCAUAGGCUCUUGUAUAAAUGCUAUUGAUUCAGAGCCCAAAGAUGUAAUUGCUAAUUCAAAUGCUGUGCUAAUGGACCUGGACAGUGGGGAUGUUAAGAGAAGAGUUCAUUUAUUUGAAACUCAGAGAAGGACAAAAGAAGAAGACCCAAUUAUUCCCUUUAGUGAUGGACCCAUUAUCUCAAAAUGGGGUGCAAUUUCCCGAUCCUCCCGAACAGGUUACCAUACAACAGAUCCCGUCCAGGCCACUGCUUCCCAAGGAAGUGCAACUAAGCCCAUCAGUGUAUCAGAUUAUGUCCCUUAUGUCAAUGCUGUUGAUUCAAGGUGGAGUUCAUAUGGCAGUGAGGCCACAUCAUCAGCACACUACAUUGAGCGGGACAGAUUCAUUGUUACUGAUUUGUCUGGCCAUAGAAAGCAUUCCAGUACUGGAGACCUUUUGAGUAUUGAACUUCAGCAGGCCAAGAGUAACUCAUUACUUCUUCAGAGGGAAGCUAAUGCUCUAGCCAUGCAGCAGAAGUGGAAUUCCCUGGAUGAAGGCCGUCACCUUACUUUAAAUCUUCUAAGCAAGGAAAUUGAAUUGAGAAAUGGAGAGAGUGAUUAUACAGAAGACACAGUAGAUACGAAACCCGAUAGAGAUAUUGAGUUAGAGCUUUCUGCACUUGAUACUGAUGAACCUGAUGGACAAAGUGAACAAAUUGAAGAAAUCCUGGACAUACAACUUGGUAUCAGUUCUCAAAAUGAUCAGUUGCUGAAUGGAACAGCAGUGGAAAAUGGCCAUCCCAGCCAGCAGCAGCAGAAGGACUCAGUGAAGCAGAAGAGACAGAGUUUAGGUGAAGACCAUGUGACUCUGGAGGAGCAAAAAACAAUUCUGCCGGUAACGUCUUGCUUUAGCCAACCACUCCCAGUGUCCAUUAGCAGUGCAGGCUGCCUCCCCAUCACCACAUCUGUCAGUGCUGGCAACCUCAUUCUGAAAACUCAUGUUAUGUCUGAAGAUAAAAACGACUUUUUAAAACCUAUUGCAAAUGGGAAGAUGGUUAACAGCUGAAAGGAGGCUCAUCUUUCAAAUUUGUGACCACACCAUGGAAGCAUUUACACUAGCUUUUUAUAUAUAUAAUAUAUAUUAUAUAAUGUAUAUUUUUUUUAAAAAAAAGAUAUUACUGGGGGCAUCCAUUUCCUGUGGACUCUUUGAUACUUCAAGCCCUCUUGCAUUAGCAUUAUGAAAAAAAAAGAAAAUUUACUUUACUAGGGUAACGUUCACUUUCCAGAAAUUAUUGGAAUUUGGACAACAUUUAACUUAAGCUUCAAGCAGCUUUUUAUGAGUUUGUAGCAAUCCGGUGCAGUAACUGAGCCAUUUCCUAUUUUAAAUGGCUUCUACGGUAAAUUAACAACUCAGUUAUUAAACUAGCAGGAUCCUACAAUGAUACAUCUAGUGAAAGUAGAGUUAAUUAACUAAUUUAUUUCUAUUUUAUGUUUCACUGAGAGAAAUUUCCAUCUCAUUCCAGCUGCUUUAUUUAUCUUUUUUAUUGGACUUUGCAUGGAUUUUUUUUUCCUUUUCUUUUUCAUUUUUUGAAGAGUGGAGUUAAUUGUUCUUUGCAUAGAGUUUUACAGGGUUAUAUAGUAGCUUUCUUUACUGCAUUAUAUGUAGAAAUGUGGUGCAGUGCUUUUAUCUGUAGCAUUUAAUUUUUUUAAUUUUCCAUUUUCAAGACUAGUUUCUGCUUUAUUAAUAUUUAUACACAGGCUACUUGUUGAAGUAAUUAAUUAAAAAUAUAACCAAGUGCCUAAGUCUUUCAGCUGAUGUACUAGAUAUUAAAUUCUCCUAAGUUAUGCAGAAUCGUUUUUACAAUUUUGAUAAAUUAUGCACUAAUGUAAUGGCAAUUUUUUAAAAUGCAGAUUUAAGCCUGUACAUUAUUGAAUCUGAUGACUUGGCAAAAGAAAUCAGGUGCUUUCAGCUUUCUUGAGAAAACCCUGUAUGUAGCGUUUGCACUGACUAACAAGAUGGUAUUGCUGGGUCUUUAAUUUAAAGAAAUUAAUUUGGGUGUUCAUUGCAUUGUUUUAGUUAGAUAUUGUUUAUUGUUAACUUCAUGUUGAGUUUAAUUUUCCUUGUUUUCUGACUGUUAGGUUGAUAAGACUUUGAACCAUGUAGUAGUAGAACAUUGGCUAACAUUUAUCCAUACAUAAAAAAAUGAAUAAUUUCCGCCCUGCCAUAAUGUGACUGAAAUUUUCACUUGGCAUCUGAAAAUAUGCAGUAUGUUCAACCAGCCAUGUCUCAGAUUUGUGGAUGGUAUUUUAUUGAAGCUUAAAUUUCAGUCAACAUUUGAAAACAAAUGCUGGGCAUUCCUUCCUGGUGGUAAUCUUACCUAUAGUUUGUUUUUUGUUGUUGUUGUUGUUUGUUUGUUUUGUUUUGUUUUUCCUCUAUUUCUUUAAGAUUAGUUUGACUUUCAUUAUUUUUUAAUUAACUUCUGUGAAGUUGUUUACUCUAAAAAUUGUACUGGAAUAUUUUAAGCCAAGCUGAUCUUUCACCAGGUGUACUGUAUGUAAGGGCUUCUCCUGCUAGCAAGAUGCUUAAACAGGAUCAUGUUAUUGGUCGUCUGAGCUAUUUAGUUAUUUUACAAAAACCACAGCAUUGUAAGAUUUUGAUAAAAGUUUUGUGCACAUUUCCAGGGGUGGGAGGGUUGACAUUUCCCUGAAAUUUCUUGAUUGGAAUGAGUAAAUACUGGUGUUUGAUAACUGUCUUAAUGAACAUGCUCAUAAGGUGACUGAUAAGUUGUAAAUAAUACCUGAGAAACAAAGGGGUAGUUUUGAUAUUCUGGUGUCAGUAUGGAAGAUCUUACACAUUUAUUUAAUGCUUAAGUGUAUGAAGAUGUUUGUUUGUAGCGUAACAGCACAGUAGCCUUGACUUAGUUUCCUUUGGUUAGUACUGUACCUUUUUGCCAUGGCCAGUGCUCCCCAUCCCUACAAAGACAUUUUAUUUAUUUCACUCUGUAACCUGAAAUGAAUAGGAACAAGAGUUUUAAACCAUGUUACAUUAACUUAUUUCUGACAUUAUAAAUUAGCCUAGGAUAUUACAGGAACAUGAUUGUUAUAUAAUUUAUAUCAGAACCUUUCUAUGAAUAUGAGCUUAUUAUAUUUGAAAUGCUUCCAGUCUUUUUUUUUUUUUUCUGUUUGUAAUUCCAAAAAGGUUAUGUAAACCAGUCUGUCUAUUUCAUGGAUAUUUAAUAGUGAGAUCUUCCAUGUUGAAGGUAAUGUAUUUUUUUUUAAGAUUUUAAAAUUGCUAUUUUGUUACAAAAUAGAGACCUAUUAACAGUUGAGAGCUCCUUAUGUGCCCUCAGGGAAAGAACCCUCUGUGCAACAGAACUACACAAACAUCUUCAGCACUUUCUGAGGGUGAUUAUAUACUACAUAAAUUGAUCUUGUGUAUUUAACCUUAUCUUUUUAAUUUUAAAAUUGAAUUUUUGAAGCGUGGUUGUGCUCUGCUGGAGGGGUUGGGAUGCUUAGGUGUUUGCCUACUUGUUCAGUAAAUUACAUUUGCAUCAGUAUGUGUACCUGCCAACGUUAUUGGUAUGUCUCAAACACUUAAAGUAAUGCUUGUCUUACAGCAGAUGAUCCCACAAAAUAAUAACUCCCUAUUCUUCAAUUUUUACUCUUUCUCACUAACAACAUAGGAAUUGUUUCUGUGUUGAUGUUAUUCUGUAUUGCAUCUUUUAUGUGGUGACAACCUACUGUCUGUUUUGGUGGGUUUAAUGUGAAAUAAAGCCAUUGGAUCUCUGCCACUUGAGAAGAAAGAACAGUUCAUCUGACCUUUCUUCAAAGUAGUACCUACUGAUGUCAUAGAGGAAAAUAGUACAAACAGACCUAGAACAUGGCUUUUAAAAUUGAGUUCAGUGAUCACUUUGACCCUUUAUCAAGACAUUAUGUGUACCUGCCAACCUUAUUGGUAUGUCUCGAACACUUAAAGUAAUGCUUGUCUUGCAUUUGGGAUCAGAGGCUACAAUGCAAUAGAAGAGAAAAUUUGUAACGUUGAUAUCUAAACUGCCAGGAAAAAGCAGUCUGAAGUCUGAAAAGCAGGAAAAUGGUGUGGGUUUCCUUAUGUUUUGUUUUUGUUUUUGUUUCCAAUUUCUGAGUCCAGUUCCUAGUCAGUGUGCCACAUUCAGAUGCUCUGAAUAUAACAUCAUUAGUCUUGUGUGGGGUCGUUUCAUUUUAUGAAUUCUAAGAGUUCUAUGUGUAUUCCUUCUACUUGGUACCUAAACAAAUCAGAUUCUCUUGCCUUUGCUACCAUAACUUAUUUCAAUGCCAUGCAACAAACCAGUAUAUGUGGGAACAGUUGUACAUUGUAAUUUUCAAAAAAGGGUAGCUCUUUAGGCCCGUGGCACUGAUUCUCUCCUUUCAUAGCUUUUUGCUCUAUUAAGAGAAUUAAAUGAAACCUCUCAUACAAAAAAAAAAUAAAUAAAUAAAAUAAAAUUUCCCAUUUGUAUGGAUCCUAGUCACUUUGACCCAGAUUUCAAAUGGAUGCUGAGUUACCAAGCACAUCCUGAUUUUAUAUACAGAAGACUGCAGAAUGCAUUGAUUUGUAGGACUUUUGAAUGGGAUCGUUUAACCAUUUGAAAAAAAUUGUUUAAAAACCAUAUACCCUACUUUUGAAUUUUAGAUGUGAUACAGCCCAUGUUGUCUUUUUAGCCAGGGUUGGAACUUGUAACAGUCAGAUUCAGUAUAUGAUUUCAGCUAUGAAUCUGAGUAUUUCUUCCCUUGUUUCUUUGAGUCGUUUUCUGAGCAGACUGUCACCAAUAUUGGUAACAAAUCAUUAAAGAAAAAAGUUGCAUUGCAGCUAUGUAUUAGUGUCUUAGAAUUUUCCUUGUGUUUUGGUGAAUCAAGAGUACUGAUGGGAUCACUUACUGUAACUCCUUCUACAGAAGGGCCCCUUCUGCAAGCAGAACACAAAUGAACAUGCUCAAGGAGUAUCCCGUUUUCUAGAAAUUAAGUUUGCUAGUAACUCCUUUACACUGGCUGUUUCUUUGUAUCCCUUUGCUGGCAAGGGAGUACAAGGAGUCAAACCACAGAUCAGAACACCCCACAUUUGAGUGGAGACUUAUUUUUACUCUAAGGGGAGUUAUUCCCUCAAGUCUGGAACUGGCAAUUAUUUUUUUUUCUCUUAUAUAAAAUUUAAAAAUAUUCCCUAAACCAGUGGAAAACAGACACUGGCUGCACUUAGUACUGCCAAAAGCCAAGGUCAUUUGCACAUAUUCCAUCAACCUGUCAAGAAUUAGGCCUCACUUUAUAACCCACGGCAUGGAAGUGCAUGCAUUCUCUUAGCUGGGCAAACAAUUAUACUGUAGUUGUGAUACAACACAUGUGGCUUUUAUUUGUACUGCACAUACCCCCUGUACAGCCACUUGGGAGUAUCGUGGUUAGCUUGCAGCAACUGCUGUCUGCAUUUAUACUGUUUAUUGCAUAUUCUUUUCCCUGGAAGUGAAAGAGAAAUGUUUUUCUUGUUGCAUUGAUUACAUUUUAUAAAUUUGCUUAGCUGGAAAGUUUGGGAAAAGAGGCCUGUUUGUCAAUUGUACAACCGAUUGUGAAGCUUAGUGUGAAUAUUUUUACGUCUGUAUUAGACAUUUUCUUUGCAAAUCUAUUGUUCGAUUGAAAUGUAAAUGAAAUUAAAGAUGGUGUACACCCAUCAUGUAAAAAGCAGGCACCAUCUCUAAGAUGGAUUUAAUGCUCAUUUUUAAGGCAUAUACUCAGCUUCUAUUUAAAACUAUAAAAUAAUUCUGUACAAUGAAAUGGGGAAUAUAUAUGGGAAUAAAUUCUAUUCCAUUUAUUUCAAUUUGAAUUUCCAAAUUGUAAUGUUUCCCUUUGUGCUAUAGGAAUAGGAUUAAAGCGGGAAGGCUAGGACUUUCUAAGGCCUGUAUGUGGGGGGUGGGCAGACACGGAACAAUGAGGGUUGUGAUGAUAGUGAAUAGCAAAGAGUGAAUUCUGUGUGUUUUUGCUGUAGCACUGAAGUGAAGAGAUAUUAGCUUUGGCUGUUCACAAAAUAGAGCAUCAUGAUUUUCAGUGUUUGAGAGAAAAAUUGAUGGAAAAAGUUUGCAGUACUUGACAUGUAUUUGCAUGCACAAAAUAAAAUUAUUUGUCCACCUUAAAA